Molecule: messenger RNA, 546 nt
Organism: Nicrophorus vespilloides
Lineage: Eukaryota; Metazoa; Arthropoda; Insecta; Coleoptera; Silphidae
Exons: 2
Coding region: 1-546 (181 amino acids)
Cellular component (GO): chitin-based extracellular matrix
Molecular function (GO): structural constituent of chitin-based larval cuticle
Source: RefSeq, a predicted model, not a curated record
AUGCAUACAUUUGUUCUGUUCUCUGCCAUUCUGGCAGUUGCCUUGUGCGCUCCAGUCGAAGAAUCCUACGUUGAUUUCGCCGAGGAUACUUUGGGCAAUUACAAACUCAGCUACAACACAAAGAACUCGUCAAGAACGGAAGAGAGAUCUCAAGAUGGAAAAGUGGUUGGCAGUUUUACAUUCCUCGAUACCGAUGGCGGUAAACACACCGUAAAUUAUGUCGCUGCUGGUGAAGAAGGCUUCAAUGCUGAAGGCGCCGAUCUACCAGUUGCCGUUCCUGAACCACAAGACGUAAUUCAAUCUCGCUCCGCUCAUCUCGCUCUUGUCGAGCACGAGAAAUCUUUGAAUCCGAAAUCCGUCGUUGAAGAGAAACCAGUUGUGGUGGAAGAAGUUUUGGCUAAAUUAGUGAUUCCUGAAAUUGCAUCGUUACCUGCUGUCGCAGUUCCCGAAGAAGAUGCUGAUUUAGCUGCUGCCAAGAAGGAACUUUUGUCUGCUUAUGCCGCAGCUUUGGAAACCUUAGCCGCUGAGUACAAAAAAAGUGCUUAA